AUGGCGAAUCCGGGGGGAGGUGCUGAGGCGUUCGCGCGAUUCAAGCAGUAUGAGUACCGCGCCAACUCCUCCCUCGUGCUCAACCUCGAGUCGCGUCCGCGCGACUCGCACGAGUCCACGGGCGAGCCGGAGACUCUCUGGGGCCGCGUCGACAUGAAAAAAUUCGGCGACCGGGCCGGCCACGGCAGGCCCAAGGAGGUGGAGGAAGCUGCGAAGAAGAAGCGCGAGAAGCGCGAGAAGGACCGCCUGAAAUCUCUCGCGGCCGGCGGAACCUCCGCGGCCGGCGCCGGCGGCGACGUCGGCUUGGAUCUGCUCGGGAAGAAAUCUACCAAGCGGCAGAAGCGCGGCACCGGCGCCGGCGGCGGCGGCGGGGGUGGCGGGCAGGGCGGAGCGGGUUUUCAGGAGCACACGGUUCUGUCGCUGGUCGACGACGGGAUGUACCGCCCGCGCACGCGCGAGACGCGCGCCGCGUACGAGCUUCUGCUGAGCCUCAUCCAGCAGCAAUUCGGGGACCAGCCGCAGGACGUGCUGCGCGGCGCGGCGGACGAGGUUCUAACGGUUCUUAAAGACGACAAGCUGACGGAUCCGGAGCGGAAGCGCGAAAUCGAGAAGCUGCUGAACGCGAUGCCGAACGAGCGGUUCGCGGAGUUCGUCGCGCUCGGGAAGCGCAUCACGGACUACGAGCAGGGCGGAGGCGGAGGCGGAGGCGGAGCCGGCGGAGACGGGGAGGGGGGAGCGGGGGAGGCGCUAGACGACGAUAUCGGCGUGGCGGUGGAAUUCGAAGAGGAAGAGGAUGAGGAUGAUGAGGAUUUGGACGAGAUUCAGGAGGAGGACGAGGACGAGGAGGAGGAGGAGGGCGCGGAAGGCGGGGACGGCGGAGAGGGCGCGGCGGACGGCGGAAUGCAGAUGGCGGGCGCGCUGGACGACGACGAGGAGCGCGAGGAGGAGGGGCUGAGCGUUCAGGACAUCGACGCCUAUUGGCUGCAGCGCAAGAUCGCGCAGGCGUACGCCACGUCAGCAGGCGGCGGAAUCGACCCGCAGCAGAGCCAGAAGCUCGCGGCGGAGGCGCUGGGGAUAUUGGAGGCGGCGGGGGGCGGGGAAGGGGACGGGGGAGGGGGAGGCGGAGGCGGAGGCGGAGGGGGGGCGUCGGGGUGGGGCGCGGGCGCGGGCGCGGACGAGCAGCAGCGGGAGGCGGAGAAUAAGCUCGUGAGGCUUCUGGAUUACGAUAAGUUCGAUUUGAUCAAGCUCUUACUGCGUAAUCGGCUCAAGAUUGUAUGGUGUACGCGGCUGGCGCGCGCGGAGGACGACGCGGAGCGGAAGCGCAUCGAGGGGGAGAUGACGGAGAAGGGGGACCGCGCGCUGCGCGCGAUUCUGGAGCAGCUGCACGCGACGCGCGCGUCCGCCAAGGAGAGGCAGCGGAACCUCGAGCGCAGCAUCCGCGAGGAGGCGCGGAAGCUACGCGAGGGGGGCGCGGGAGGCGCGGGGGGCGCGGGGGAGGGGAUGGAGGGCGACGAGAUGGAGAUUGGGCGGAAGGGGGAGAGAGGGGGGAAGGGCGGGGAGGAGGGGGAAGCGGGAGGAGGGGGAGGCGGAAGAGGCGGGGGAGGCGGAGGGGGAGGGUGGUUGAAGGGGCAGCGGCAGAUGCUAGAUCUCGAUUCGCUCGGUUUCUCCCAGGGCAGCUGGUUGAUGGCCAACAAACGUUGCGAGCUGCCCGAGGGCUCGUACCGGGCACCCAAAAAAGGUUACGAGGAGGUCCACGUGCCCGCCCUGAAGCCCAAGCCUCUGGGCAAGGGCGAGGAGCUGGUGAAAAUUUCCGACCUGCCCGAAUGGGCUCAGCCCGCGUUUGGCGAGACGAAAACCCUAAACCGCGUCCAGAGCAAGGUUUAUGAAACGGCGCUAUUCACCCCGGAAAAUAUGCUGCUCUGCGCGCCGACCGGGGCAGGAAAAACAAACGUCGCGAUGCUGACGAUUCUGCAUGAGAUCGGGUUGCACAGGAGGGAGGAGGGGAGUAUUGACUUGUCGGGGUUUAAGAUCGUGUAUGUGGCGCCUAUGAAAGCGCUGGUGGCGGAACUGGUGGGAAAUCUGGGAAACCGGCUGAAGGAUUAUGGCGUGAGCGUGAAGGAGCUGACUGGAGAUGCCUCGCUGACCCGGCAGCAGAUUGAAGAGACCCAGAUCAUAGUCACUACCCCUGAGAAGUGGGACAUCAUAACCCGCAAGGCAGGAGACCGCACGUACACACAGCUGGUCCGCCUCGUGAUCAUCGACGAAAUCCACCUCCUGCACGACCACCGCGGACCCGUGCUCGAAAGCAUCGUCGCCCGAACCGUCCGGCAGGUCGAGAGAACACAGGAAAUGAUCCGAUUGGUCGGGCUUUCCGCCACUCUCCCGAAUUAUGAAGACGUGGCGAUUUUUCUGCGCGUGGAUUUGGACAAGGGGCUGUUUUACUUUGAUAAUUCGUUCCGCCCGUGCCCGCUCGCGCAGCAAUAUAUCGGGAUUACGGUCCGAAAGCCGCUGCAGCGGUUUCAAUUGAUGAACGAGAUUUGUUAUGAGAAGGUGGUGGAGUGUGCCGGGCGGCACCAGGUGCUGGUUUUUGUCCAUUCCCGGAAAGAGACGGGGAAGACCGCCCGCGCGGUGCGGGACGCGGCACUGGCUGCGGAUACGCUGGGGCGGUUUUUGAAGGAGGAUGGGGCGAGCAGGGAGAUUCUGGCGAGUGAGGCGGAGAGUGUGAAGAGUGGGGAGCUGAGGGACCUGCUGCCGUAUGGUUUUGCCAUUCACCAUGCCGGGCUGGCCCGGGCUGACAGGACGCUGGUUGAGGAUUUAUUUGCAGACGGGCAUAUUCAGGUGCUUGUGUCUACUGCUACUCUCGCAUGGGGUGUCAACCUGCCGGCUCACACGGUCAUUAUCAAGGGCACGCAGGUGUACAACCCUGAAAAAGGAGCAUGGACGGAGCUCUCCCCUUUAGACGUGAUGCAGAUGCUGGGGCGAGCGGGGCGGCCACAGUACGACACGUACGGGGAGGGUGUGAUUAUAACGGGGCAUGGCGAGCUGCAGUUCUACCUGUCGCUGCUGAACCAGCAGCUCCCCAUAGAGUCACAGCUGCUCUCCCGCCUGGCGGAUAGCCUGAAUGCAGAGGCAGUGCUGGGGACAGUGCACAACGCGAGGGAGGCGUGCAGGUGGCUGGGCUACACGUAUCUGUACAUCCGCAUGUUGCGCAACCCCCCUCUGUACGGCAUCUCAGCAGAUGAUGCUGAGAGGGACCCAGUGUUGGAGGAGAGGCGGGCGGACCUGAUCCACUCAGCAGCGGUGCAGCUUGAUCGUAACAACCUCAUGAAGUAUGACCGCAAGUCGGGCGUCUUUCAGGUGACCGAUCUGGGGCGGAUCGCCUCGUUCUACUACAUCUCCCACGGCACCAUCGCGACGUACAACGAGCACUUAAAGCCCACGAUGGGCGACAUCGACCUGUGCCGCCUCUUCUCUCUGUCUGAAGAAUUCAAGUACGUGGGCGUGCGCGAGGAGGAGAAGCUGGAGCUGGCGAAGCUGUUGGAGCGAGUGCCCAUCCCCGUGAAGGAGGGCAUUGAGGAGCCCAGUGCCAAGAUCAACGUGCUGCUGCAGGCGUACAUCAGUCAGCUGCAGCUGGAUGGGCUGUCACUCGUCUCUGACAUGGUCUACGUCACUCAGUCCGCCGGUCCGCCACUCACUCAUGGUGACUCGCCGCAUAUGGGCAGCGCCAAGGGAGUGCCUCUUGAAAUCAUCGCCAAGCUGGAGCGAAAGGAUUUGGUGUGGGAGCGUUACUACGACCUCUCGUCCCAGUUCAAGGGAGUGCCGCUUGAAAUCAUCGCCAAGCUCGAGAGGAAGGACCUGGUGUGGGAGCGAUACUACGACCUCUCGUCCCAGGACCUGGUGUGGGAGCCAUACUACGACCUCUCGUCACAGCUGGGAAGUGGUGGGAAGCGGUGGGAUGGGGUGGUGCAGAGGUGUUCGCUGUCUUGCUUUCCUCUUUGUCUUGCUCUCCCUCGCUCUCGCCCCCCCCCUUCCGCUUCUGCAGCUGUUCUUUCUCGUGCUUUCCUCUUCUUUGCUCUCCCUCCCCCCUCCCCUCCUCCGCUUCUGGAGCUAUUCUUUGUCUUGCUUUCCUCUUGUCUUGCUUGCUCUCCCUCCGCCCCCGCCCUCCUCCGCUUCUUCAGCUCUUCUUUCUCGUGCUUUCCUCGAGAUAAUUCUCUCCCUUCUCUCGUGUUCCUUUCUGGAAGCCCAGGCCCUCCCCAUAACCCGCUCGGUGCUCCGCGUCGAUCUCACCAUAACGCCCGACUUCCCCUCUCUGCCCUUCUAUCCCCUCUUCUUUCUGAAUGGCAUCCCCACCUCCCCCCGUUCACUAUCCAGUUCCCUCGUCUCGAGCUGGCAGCCCAGGCCCUCCCCAUAACCCGCUCGGUGCUCCGCGUCGAUCUCACCAUAACGCCCGACUUCCCCUCUCUGCCCUUCUAUCCCCUCUUCUUUCUGAAUGGCAUCCCCACCUCCCCCCGUUCACUAUCCAGUUCCCUCGUCUGGGUCAUCGUGGAGGAUCACGAUGGAGACACCAUUUUACACCACGAGCUUUUCCUCCUCAAGAUGCAGUAUGCUCAAGAGGAUCACUACCUCUCGUUCUCUGUUCCGAUCUUUGAGCCGCUGCCGCCGCAGUACUUCGUGAAGGUCGUUUCGGACCGUUGGAUCGGCGCGCAGACCGUGCUGCCCGUGAGCUUCCGCCACCUUAUUCUGCCCGAGAAAUUUCCGCCGCCCACCGAGCUGCUGGACCUGCAACCGCUGCCGGUUACCGCGUUACGGAACGCGGCGUUCGAGGCGCUGUACGCUGGAGAAGCAGCGGCAGGCCUGGUUUCCACCGACCCUUCCGGCGGGGCUGGUUCGGGGGCGGUUCGGCGGGGCAUUUCGCACUUUAACCCCAUUCAGACGCAGGUGUUUACGGUUCUGUACAACACCGACGACAACGUCCUUCUCGCCGCGCCGACGGGCAGCGGAAAAACAAUCUGUGCAGAGUUCGCAAUCCUCCGCAUGCUGCAGGCGAAGGCCUCCGGCGGGACCUCGGGCAGCCCGGACGAAAUUUCGUACGGCGGGCGGUGUGUGUAUGUGGCUCCAGUGGAAGCGAUUGUGAAGGAGAGGGCGAAGGAGUGGGGAGAGAGGUUCGGGAAGAUGCUGGGCGGAGGGGGGAAGGUGAAGGUGGGGGAGCUUACGGGGGAGAGUGGGACGGAUCUGAAGCUGCUGGAGAGGAGAAAUAUUGUCGUGAGCACGCCGGAGCGGUGGGACCAGCUGAGCCGACGAUGGAAGCAGAGGAGGGCCGUGCAGCAGGUGAGAUUUCACUUCAUGGUAAGCGAUGGGUGUGUGGCAUAUGUGAGGCUGCUGGAGAGGAGCAAUAUUGUUGUGAGCACGCCCGAGCGAUGGGACCAGCUGAGCCGGCGGUGGAAGCAGAGGCGAGCCGUGCAGCAGGUGAGGGGCCAACUGGUGGUAAGCGUGGGGUGUGUGGGUGUGAUCCAGGUGGACCUCUUUAUAGUGGACGAGCUACACUUGAUCGGCGGCCACAACGGCUCUAUCCUCGAAGUCAUAACAUCCCGAAUGCGCUACAUUAGCUCUCAGUCCGCCGCAGCAGCAGCGGCAGGGGGCGGGCUGGGCGCCUCCGGAGGGGCCAACAGCCAGCAGGCGGCAGGGGGGCACAGGAUUCGCAUUGUGGCUCUGGCAGCGUCGCUGGCGAAUGCGAGGGACCUGGGCGAGUGGGUGGGGGCGAGCUCCCACGGGCUCUUCAACUUCUCCCCCGCUGUGCGCCCCGUGCCCCUGGAGAUUCACAUCCAGGGGUUUGACGUCUCCAACUUUGAUGCUCGCAUGCAGGGGUUUGACGUCUCCAACUUCGAUGCGCGCAUGCAGGCCAUGACCAAGCCGGCCUACACGGCCAUAAUGAACCACACCGCUCGCUCCAGCAAGCCCGCGCUCGUCUUCGUCCCCACCCGCAAGCACGCGCGCCUCACCGCUCUCGACCUCUGCGCUUUCGCCGCCGGUGACGCCGGGGCCACUCUCGCCGCGGCCGCCAACGCCGAUGAUUCCUCCGGUGCUGGGAACGCCGAUGGGACGACCUCGUCAGCGGCUUUAGCUGCUGCUUCCCCGUUUCUCCACUGUGGGGAGGGGGACUUGGCGCCGUUUCUGGCGCGGGUGAAGGACGAGGGGCUGCGGCACGGGCUGACAUUUGGAGUGGCGUAUCUGCACGAGGGGUUGAGUGCGGUGGAGCAGGAGGUGGUGCGGCAGCUGUUCACAGCCGGGGCCAUCCAGGUCUGCGUGGCUGUGAGCUCCCUGUGCUGGUCCAUCUUCCCAGCCAACCUGGUUGUCAUCAUGGGCACGCAAUACUACGACGCCAGGGGAGGGGGAGGCGGGUCUGGGGGAGGCGCAUCUGCUGUCGCGGGCGGCAGCGGGGGCGGCAGGGUGGACUACCCGGUGACUGACCUCCUGCAGAUGAUGGGGCGAGCCUCCAGGCCUGGUCUGGACGAUGCGGGGCGGUGUGUGAUCUUCUGCCACUCGGCGCGCAAGGAGUAUUACAAGAAAUUCCUGCUUGAGCCGCUCCCAGUCGAAUCCCAUCUUGAUCAGCACCUCCACGACCCACUCAACGCUGAAGUAGUCGUUCGAACGGUGGAGAACAAGCAGGACGCAGUUGAUUACCUCACCUGGUCCUUCCUCUAUCGCCGCCUCACCCAGAACCCCAACUACUACAACCUCACGGGCACCUCCCACCGCCACCUCAGCGACCACCUCUCCGAGCUCGUCGAAACGACACUCUCCGAUCUCGAAGCAUCCAAGUGCGUGGCGAUAGAGGACGAUAUGGACCUCUCUCCUCUCAAUCUUGGCAUGAUUGCUGCGUAUUACUAUAUUUCCUACACCACGAUCGAGGCGUUUUCGGGGUCGCUGGCGCCCAAGACAAGGCUGAAGGGGCUGAUAGAGGUGGUGGCGAGCGCGAGCGAGUAUGGCGAGCUGCCCAUGCGGCUGGGGGAGGAGGAGCAGGUGCGCAAGAUGCUGCAUCACCAGCGCUUCGGGGUGGAGAAGCCCAACUUGUCGGACCCACAUCUCAAGGCCAACGUGCUGCUGCAGGCGCACUUUGCCCGCCACGUUGUGACGGGCCCUCUGGCGCAGGACCAGCGCGCGGUGCUCAUGGAAGCUUCCAGGUUGCUGCAGGCCAUGGUGGACGUGCUGUCCAGCUCCGGCUGGCUCUCCCCCGCCCUCGCUGCCAUGGAGCUCUCCCAGAUGGUCACGCAGGGACUAUGGGAGAAGGAUUCGCCGCUGCUGCAGCUGCCGCACUUCACCAAGGAGCUAGCUGCCAAGUUCACAGCCAAGGGGAUCGAAUCUGUAUCAGAUCUCGUGGAUAUGGACGACGACGAGCGGGCGGCGGCGCUCGGCAUGACUGAGGAGCAGCUGUCUGACGUGGCGCGCGUGUGCAACCAAUUCCCCUCCAUUGAUCUCAACUACGAGCUGAUCAACGGCCAGGAUGUCACGGCUGGAGAGAACCUGGUGAUGCAGGUUACUCUCGAGAGGGACAUCGAGCCUGGGCAGGAGCUAGGCCCGGUGGAUGCGCCGCGCUUCCCCAAGCCUAAGGACGAGGGUUGGUGGCUCGUGGUUGGGGACCCGAAGACCAAUCAGCUGUUGGCAAUCAAGCGAACGGCGCUGCAGCGAAAGGCAAAAGUCAAGCUUGAGUUUGCGGCUCCGGGAGGAGAAGGGGAGAAGGCCGGUAGUGGAGAGGGAAAGAAGGAUCUGAUGCUCUAUUUCAUGUGCGAUUCGUACUUAGGGUGUGAUCAGGAGUAUGAGUUCAGCCUGAAUGUGGAAGGGGGGGUGAUGGAUGAGGAGGAUUAG
Molecule: messenger RNA, 7863 nt
Organism: Closterium sp. Naga37s-1
Lineage: Eukaryota; Viridiplantae; Streptophyta; Zygnematophyceae; Desmidiales; Closteriaceae
Source: the annotation of a GenBank genome assembly